This is a messenger RNA of Ipomoea nil (Japanese morning glory), 2958 nucleotides long. RefSeq lists its product as uncharacterized. The coding region runs from base 1 to 2958 and encodes 985 amino acids. NCBI's taxonomy places the organism in Eukaryota, Viridiplantae, Streptophyta, Magnoliopsida, Solanales, Convolvulaceae. The transcript is spliced from 6 exons. The record is from RefSeq and is a predicted model, not a curated record.
AUGGUGUCCCGUAAGCAACCUGACUUUGUAUUUCUGAUGGAGACUAAGGUAGGACGCGAUCACGCAGAGCGGAUUCGUGUCAAAAUCGGUUAUGAGGGGCUAUUUUAUGUUGAUAGCGAUGGAUUAAGUGGUGGUUUAGCACUAUUGUGGAAAAAGAAUAGUACGGCGCGGCUGCUAAGUUACUCAACGAACUAUGUUGAUGUUGAGGUAACUAUUACUGGCUUUCCAGGGUGGCGAAUGACGGAGAGGGGGAAUUUGCAUCCGAAUAGCCUCCUACGCGGUUUUGGGGAAGCUAUUGAGGACUGUGGGCUUGCUCAGAUGCCUAUGAAUGGAUAUCCGUACACUUGGGAGAAAGGGAAGGGGACAGUAAACUGGAUGGAGGAGAGGCUUGAUAAGGUUCUGGUAAAAAAUGAGCGGCGGAGCAUGGUAACAGGGGCCACGGUUAUGAAUCUGAGGACCCGAAAAUCUGAUCAUUCGGCUCUCUUUCUGGGAAUCCAUGAGUCCUUUGGGAGGAGUGGGCCUGUCCUGGCAGGAGGAAGGGGGCAGGGUUUACAGAACUGUAUUCAGUACUGCGGGAACCGGUUAACACGAUGGGGUGGAGACAGGUAUCACAGGUACGGAAAACAGAUUAAUGAAUUGACAAGAGAACAACAGCGACUGAGGGGGCGUACCGACCCGGCCUCGCUUGCAGAGUUCCAGCGCUUAGAACAGCUGCUAAGCUGCACCGAAGCUCAGGAGGAUGCCUACUGGAGGCAGAGAGCCAAGCAACACUGGCUUAAGGAGGCUGAUGCGACAAAGUUUUUUCACAGGUAUGCCUCUCACCGAAAAAAGAAGAAUACUAUUUCUAGAUUAAUGAAUGAUAAUGAGGAUUGGGUGGAGGGGGAGCCUAUGAAAAAUUUUAUUUUGCAAUAUUACAAUCGUAUUUUCUGUUCUGGAACUCCGGGAACUGGGGAGGGGUUUUUUGAGGGGAUUAUUCUGCGAGUCACUCAGGCACAGAAUGAGUCAUUGCUGCGACCCUUUGAUUUGGAGGAGGGGGAUGUGGCGAGCUUCAUAAUAAAUUGUAUUGAAUCCUGUGAUUUCCCGCCUGGUUUGACUGAUACUGGUGUUGUUUUGAUCCCUAAGAAAAACACCCCUGAAUUUGUGACUGACUUGCGCCCUAUAGCUCUUAGUAAUGUGGUUUAUAGAAUUAUGGCAAAAAUGUUAUCUAACAGAAUGAAGCCAUUAAUGGAGGAAAUAAUAUCGGAGUCACAAAGUGCUUUUAUCCCGGAUAGACUGAUAAUGGAUAAUAUCUUAUUAGCCGCGGAAGUGGGACAUUUUUUGAACAGGAAACAGUGUAGAAUGGGGGGAUGGAGUGCUCUCAAACUGGACAUGGCGAAUGCAUAUGAUCGUACGGAAUGGUCUUUCCUUCGUAAAAUGAUGCUGGCUUUGGGGUUUCAUGGUGGAUGGGUGGAAUUGAUUAUGAAGUGUGUAACCUCAGUUUCCUACAAUGUUCUGGAAGCAAAUGAAAUUAAAAGGUGCCUAUCAGUGUAUGAGGAUCUGUCUGGGCAGGCAGUUAACUAUCACAAGUCAAGCAUAUGCUAUAGUAGAAAUACAAGUAAUGUUGAUAGGGAAAAUGUGGCUCAGGUUUUGGGAGUGACGCAGGCCCCGAAUUUUGGCAAGUAUUUGGGACUCCCCUCUUUUGUUGGAAGACACAAGAAAGCAGCUUUUGCAUAUAUCGAGGAUAAAAUCCGCCAAAGGAUUGGAUCAUGGAAUAAAAGACUGCUGUCGCAGGCGGGUAAGGAGAUUCUGUUGAAAACUGUAGCACAAUCUAUGCCUACGUUUUCAAUGAGUGUUUUUUUGCUACCUAUAUCAGUGUGUACGGCAAUAGAGAGAACUAUGAAUCGAUAUUGGUGGGACUCUGGGACUGACAGGCGAAUACAUUGGAAGGCAUGUGAUAAAUUGUGUAUCCCCAAGAAGUAUGGAGGGUUGGGUUUUAAAGAUUUGCGUGCUUUUAAUCUAGCAAUGCUGGGGAAACAGGCAUGGCGGAGGCUGACUAAACCCGAAUCCCUAGUGACUCGUGUGUAUAAGGCCCGUUAUUUUCCCAAAGGAUCUUUUUUUGAUGCACAGGUAGGAAACAAUCCCAGUUUCUACUGGCGAAGUAUUAUGGCAGCAAAGAGUAUAGUUUGUAGUGGGGUAAGGCGCAGAAUUGGUAACGGGGAGUCUACACUCAUAUGGACUCACCCCUGGUUACAGGAUGAUCAAGACCCUAUGAUACAAACAGAAAUGCCAACACAGCUGCAGGAAGCCAGAGUGGCAGGAUUGAUUGAUCAACAAACUGGUACAUGGGAUCCUUCAAUCCUAACAGAUUUAUUUCAACCUACUGAUGUGGUGAAUAUUAUGAGAAUACCUGUUUCCCCGGAUUACGAUGAUACCUGGUAUUGGCAUGGAGACCCAAGAGGUGUGUAUUCUGUUAAAAGUGGAUACAGGCUAAUAGUUGGGAAUUAUCAGGGGGAUAAUGGGACAUUUGCAAAAUGGUUAGCCCUAUGGAAGCUCAAGAUCCCCCAGAAUGGAGAAUACUCUGAUGGGAUGUUAUAUGCAACAUCGAUUCUAUACAAUAUUUGGAGAGCAAGGAAUGGGGCGGUUUGGGAAGCAACACUGCCACGCCCGGUGACCGUGCUCAACACCGCCGCCGCUGCCAAGCUUGCGUGGACACGGGCGCAUCCUGCACCUGCUGCCCGAGCCACUCCGCUGCCAACCGAAUCACCUUUAAUACCAAGAGGAGGCCGAGCUGCACGGUACCGAACUGCACACUGUCGAACCAUCACAUGGGCCGCCAAGGAGGAUCUGUCGAGUCGAUGCGGGUUUUAUGCAAGAAACAGGCCAAGCCGCGGUUGGGGCAGUUUUACUCGACACGAAUGGGGGAUACGUUUCGGCUUAUGGCGGACCACUCCUGAAUUGCUCCUCGCCACUUAUGGCUGA